AUGCGCGUAAACAAAAAGAACAACGACAUCAUAACGUGUUCGUCUGUCUUGAAUCACUUGCGCUCGAAAAGAGUUUGUGUUUUUUAUUCGCUUUUGUUCUUAGCGCUGUUAGAGGUACGCACAUAUUCGCGAAAGACGACGUCGAUUGAUUGGAGAGACAGCCGACGAGUGAUAUUUUCUCGUUUUCUUCCACGCGCGAUGGUCGCGAGUACCGUUUUCGAGGCGGAUUCCGCGCGUUGUUUUCAUUCAUUGAAUGCGCUGGGAAGAGCAAAUAUCGCCACUCGUCAAGUCCUUCUCUGGUCCGUCGUUUUAGUCCCGGGAGACGCAAACUCCGUCUGGAAUUUAAGCGCGCAACAGUACUACCAGCGAGAAACUGGAAAUCUCAAAUCGUUCCAACAACAACCGAGAUUUCAAAUCCAAGUCAGAGUUUUAGAUCUCUAUUUGGAAUCGCUGGCGCAUAAGCAAGAACAUUUGUGGAGAAAAGAAGAGUUUAAUCUUUACGACAAAAACUUACAACCUUUACACCCGGAACCACCAGAUAAGAGGACGGGAAUAGGCUUGAGUUUAUCUUCGUUGGGGAGGUGUUUAUUGGAGGAGGUGGUGUCUUCGAAGUUUUCGAAGUCAACGGCGAUUGGCGAGCGCGUCAGCAACUACAAUCUUAACGUUCGCGUUUAG
Molecule: messenger RNA, 675 nt
Organism: Bathycoccus prasinos
Lineage: Eukaryota; Viridiplantae; Chlorophyta; Mamiellophyceae; Mamiellales; Bathycoccaceae
Exons: 2
Coding region: 1-675 (224 amino acids)
Source: RefSeq, a predicted model, not a curated record